AUGUGCUCCCUGCUCCGGGGGGAAGAGAUGUGUCUGGCCCAGCUGUUCCUGCAGUCCGGGUCCGCAUACGACUGCAUCAGUGAACUUGGAGAACUUGGGCUUGUGGAGUUUAGAGACCUCAAUCCCAGUGUUACCACAUUCCAGCGGAAACACGUCAAUGAGAUAAAGAAAUGUGAAGAGAUGGAGAGGAUCCUUGGGUACCUUCUGAGGGAAGUCAAGAAAGCCGACAUUUCACUCCCAGAAAGAGACGUGAACCCAGUAGCUCCUUUACCCAAGCACAUCAUGUCUAUAAUGGAGCAGCUGCAGAGAUUGGAAGUGGAGUUGGGUGAAGUCACCAGGAAUAAGGACAAGCUUCAGAGGAACCUUCUGGAGCUGACAGAGUACACACACAUGCUGCGAAUCACACGCACUUUUGUGCAGAGAUCAGUGGAGCGAGAACCCCUACAAGCUCAGUAUGAGGAGUUUCCCUUCCUUGAGAAAGACACAAUGCUGGAAUACAGCAGCAUGCAAAGACUUGGAGCCAAAUUGGGGUUCAUUUCGGGGCUUAUUCAGAGGACAAAGAUCCAGGCGUUUGAGCGAAUGCUUUGGAGAGUGUGUAAAGGCUACACCAUCCUCAGCUACGCAGAGGUCGAGGAGUAUCUGGAAGACCCUGACACAGGGGAGCCUUCCAAACGUGUGGUGUUCCUCAUCUCUUACUGGGGAGACCAGAUCGGACAGAAAGUGAAGAAGAUCUGUGAUUGCUACCACUGUCACUUGUAUCCGUAUCCCAGUAGCAAUGAGGAGAGAAAUGAUGUUGUGGAAGGACUAAGAACUCGCAUUCAGGACCUGCACACAGUACUCCACAGGACGGAGGACUACCUGAAGCAGGUUUUGAUGAAGGCCUCAGAAUCCGUCUACACCUGGGUCAUCCAGGUCAAGAAGAUGAAGGCCAUCUACUAUAUUCUGAACCUGUGUAGUUUGGACGUUACUAACAAGUGUCUGAUCGCUGAGGUGUGGUGUCCUGUCGAUGACAUUCCCACACUGCAGAGGGCCCUGGAAGAAGGAUCGAGAAAAAGCGGAUCGACGGUUCCUUCCUUUGUCAAUCGCAUCCCCACCAACGACGCUCCCCCCACACUGAUAAGGACCAACAAAUUUACCUCUGGCUUCCAGAACAUUGUGGACGCCUAUGGAGUGGGCAAUUACAGAGAAGUUAACCCCGCUCCUUUCACAAUCAUCACUUUCCCAUUCCUGUUUGCGGUGAUGUUUGGGGAUCUGGGCCAUGGAGCGAUCAUGGCUCUGUUUGCUCUCUGGAUGGUGCUGUACGAGAACAACCGCAAACUUAAAAACACCAGAAAUGAGAUCUGGAACACAUUCUUUGAGGGGCGUUAUAUCAUCCUGAUGAUGGGCCUGUUCUCCAUCUACACUGGCCUGAUUUACAACGACUGCUUCUCCAAGUCCCUUAACAUCUUUGGUUCUGGAUGGAGUGUGAAGGCCAUGUUCACAGAGGGGGUGUGGAAGAUUGCUGAUAUCCGUGGGAAUCGUUUUCUCACUCUAGAUCCAAAUGUUACGGGAGUUUUCACUGGACCGUAUCCUCUGGGAAUUGACCCGAUCUGGAACUUGGCAUCCAACCGGCUUACAUUUCUGAACUCGUAUAAGAUGAAGAUGUCAGUAAUAUUGGGCAUCAUACACAUGAGCUUUGGGGUCAUCCUCAGCACAUAUAAUCACUUGCACUUUAAGAAGAAGUACAACCUCUACUUGGUAUUUCUCCCUGAGCUCCUCUUCCUGCUGUGUCUUUUUGGCUACCUGGCGUUCAUGAUAAUCUACAAGUGGCUGGUGUUCACUGCUAAGGACUCCCGACUCGCUCCAAGCAUCCUCAUCCACUUCAUAAACAUGUUCCUCAUGCAGGGGGACGGAAUGCAGCCCCUCUACCCAGGACAGACUGGCCUGCAGGUGUUUCUGGUGGUCAUUGCUGUUCUCUCCGUGCCUGUCUUACUCCUGGGGAAACCUGUCUACCUUUACUGGCUUCACAACGGCAGCAACCGCAUAGGGAUGUACAGGGGAUAUGAGCGUGUACGGCGUAACAGUGAAGAGGAGCUCUACCUGAUGAGGGCUCAUGACAUGGAGGAGGGCAGCGGCCACAGUGAUCUCUCCACCAGUGGAGAGCGCCCGACAGAGGAGUUUGACUUUGGAGAUGAGUUCCUUCAUCAGGCCAUUCACACUAUAGAGUAUUGCCUGGGUUGCGUCUCCAACACAGCCUCCUACCUCAGGCUCUGGGCUCUGAGCCUGGCACAUGCCCAGCUAUCAGAGGUGCUGUGGGCCAUGGUAAUGCGAGUUGGACUACGAAUGGACACAACUCUCGGGGUUUUAUUCCUGGUGCCUGUGUUUUGCCUGUUUGCCGUUCUUACUGUCUCCAUCCUCCUGGUAAUGGAGGGUCUGUCUGCAUUCCUUCAUGCUCUCCGGUUGCACUGGGUGGAGUUCCAAAAUAAAUUCUACAGCGGGACUGGAGUCAAGCUUUGCCCCUUUUCCUUCUCUCUCCUGCCAUCCAGCUUUGAACAUGACGGCUUACUGUGAAGGGAAUCUGGUAAUAGUUAGGUGGUUAAAGGAGCCAAAAAAAGCUGCUUUUAAAGAUAUGUUCUAAAGAAGUCAUGAGAGGAUUUUGAAUGUUCUUGUCAUCUUUGAAACAAUAAUUGCAAGUGUAUGUAAGACGGGGUGUUUUGUACCACCAGCAUCAGUUUGCUUCACUUGAGGUUGAAAUGUGAGGCUUAGAUUGAAACGUAACUUGUAUACGUAAAACUAAUUUUCUACUGAGGCAUCCUGGUUACAGUUGAUGACAUUUGUACAUUGAAAAAUAUGAAAAAGAUUGAGUGAUUUUAGUAUGAGAUAACUUAACAGGAAUGAACACAUGGGGUUUGCUAUAUAGACAGGAUAAACAUUUAAAAAAUAACAUAAAUUUUACCUUUUUAAGAAAAUAAUAUUAUCCUCCAUUUCUCCUCUGUUCCUAGGUUAAUCAAUUUUGGAAUAUUGUUUGUAUGAAUACUUUUCAGUUUUGGCAGUUUUUGUUGCACUGAUUGCCUUACAUAAUUACAACCCAGCCACAGCAUACUGUAUAAUUCUUCAGUUUCUCUUGUGUUCUUACUGUAUGUUACCAAAACGCUGCGAAGGAUCUGAGAAGGUGUGUGAUGCUGAGAUGUAUAUACUUUAUAGAAAUAUUUUUUAAUUUAUUAUUUUUUUAAAUGAUGUGUUUAAAAACAUUAAAUUCAUGUUAAUGGGGAUUUGAGUCGGCCACAUACUGUACAGAUUAACAUUCAGAGCAGUUUUUGACCCAGCUCUUACUUUGAAAGACCCUAUUGCCAUCCAAAUCAAUUGCCCGGCUGUAUUAAAUCUUUCUUGGAUAACGUUGAUUUAUGUACUAAUAUUAGGCACGAGAAGUUUUUUGCUAAUUUGCAAAAGUUGUAAUGCAAAGCUAGUUUGCAAAAAAUUGUAUUAAUGAAAAUUCACUGGCAAAACACUUUACAUACAACAUAUUUCUGAAAGUCAUAACCAUGUGUGUGAACUUUCAACAGUGGAUCAAUAUAGUUUAUAAUCUUGGCACAAGUGGCGGUCGCUUUUUUUAUUGUGGCAAGUGAGGUUUGUUUACCACCUGUUUGCCUGUAGGAUUGUUUUAGGGGUUGGUUGAAGGGGUAACAUGUCUUCUAAUUCAGUCCUAAUCUUGCCAUUUUGUUUUAUAUUCAGAAUCAAAAUUCAUUGACAAACACUCCAUGUUCAUGUUCUUUGAGAAAAUCAUCAUGUCAAUAAAUUGUGUUUUUUAAAGUUG
Messenger RNA from Gymnodraco acuticeps, 3793 nucleotides. It is a transcript of the gene atp6v0a2b, whose product is annotated as ATPase H+ transporting V0 subunit a2b. Gene Ontology annotation, molecular function: proton-transporting ATPase activity, rotational mechanism; ATPase binding. The transcript is spliced from 20 exons. NCBI's taxonomy places the organism in Eukaryota, Metazoa, Chordata, Actinopteri, Perciformes, Bathydraconidae. Gene Ontology annotation, cellular component: vacuolar proton-transporting V-type ATPase, V0 domain; vacuolar proton-transporting V-type ATPase complex; plasma membrane. Bases 1 to 2550 code for a protein of 849 amino acids. The record is from RefSeq and is a predicted model, not a curated record. Gene Ontology annotation, biological process: vacuolar acidification; proton transmembrane transport.